Molecule: messenger RNA, 357 nt
Organism: Batrachochytrium dendrobatidis JAM81
Lineage: Eukaryota; Fungi; Chytridiomycota; Chytridiomycetes; Rhizophydiales
Exons: 4
Coding region: 1-357 (118 amino acids)
Biological process (GO): mRNA splicing, via spliceosome
Cellular component (GO): catalytic step 2 spliceosome; U2 snRNP; precatalytic spliceosome
Molecular function (GO): RNA binding
Source: RefSeq, a predicted model, not a curated record
AUGUCAGCAAAAGCAAGGGCAAACGUUCGUUUGCCCCCAGAAGUCAACCGGAUAUUGUUUAUUCGAAAUUUACCUUACAAGAUCACAACUGAAGACAUGUAUGAUCUUUUUGGAAAAUAUGGAUCAAUUAGGCAAAUUCGCAUGGGCAAUGCACAGGAUACUAGAGGAACUGCAUUUGUCAUCUACGAUGAUAUUUUUGAUGCCAAAGCUGCUUGUGAUCAUCUAAGUGGGUUCAAUUUGCAAGGAAGAUAUCUUGUGGUAUUAUACUUUUCAUCCACAAAGACAAACAAAAAGCGAGAUUUGAAUGAAAAGGAAGCCGAGAUUGAGAGUAUGAAACGGAAGUAUGGCGUCGAAUAA